GAGAGAAUCAACAACAUUUUUGAACACAAUCAUGCAAUCUUUCUAAGUCUUGGUCAUCCACUAAUAUCUUUUACUGUUGAAGUAUUAUAUAAGACGGAGCAAGAAGAGUGUCUAUCUUACACAAACAAAACUAGAGGACACCAACAAUAGGGUGCAAAAAAAUGGCAAAGAGUGACACGGAGGUUGAUAUGGAGAGGGGUAUUACUUCUCUUGGCAGCAGCAGCAGCACAACUGACAAUCUCAAGACCACAAGAUCCUUGCCUGUCAUGGGUGUGACAAGUUCAGUCUCAAGUGGUGAAUACAUGAACAUUGAACUUCAGAAAGCUGCUAUAGAGGACAACGUCAAAGAAUUCAUAGAUGUCCUUGACAAGCUUUCAGAGAAGCAGGAGCGGAAAAUGCUAUCAAUUUUUGAGACCGUAAGUCCAUUUCACAAUACAUUACUUCAUGUAGCUUCACUGCAUGGUAGUCUAAAGAUUGCAGAACUAAUAGUUUCACGGUCUCCACUGACUCUUAAGAAGACAAACUUAAGAGGCGAAACGGCUCUUCACACUGCUGCAAAAGAAGGAAAAUCAGACAUUGUGUUAAGUCUAAUUAAACUACAAAAGGAAUCUGCAUCUUCCGAUGAUGAAGAUAAAAAUUUGUUUAAAAUGAGUAAUGUGGAUGGGAACACAGCUUUGCACGAGGCGUUGAUUAAUGGACAUGAAUCGGUGGCCAAAGCUUUGAUUGUGGCAGAUCCUGAUGUUUCAUUUUAUGUGAACAAGGAAGACAAUUCUCCUCUGUUUCUAGCUGCACAAGCUGGUUACCUUGAAUGUGUUAGAGAUAUGAUGGAGUCAGAAGCAUAUAAGAUAUAUACUUGGCCUUGCCAGAAUAGUACUGCCAAUGAUGAAGCAACCAAAAAAGAUGGAGUAGUACUGCAAGUGAAAUCACCAAUACGUGCUGUUGUAGUUUAUGCUUCUGACAAAAAGAAUUCAGAUCUCCUGAAUUAUAUGUUGGACAAGGAGUCAAAGUUUAUCGAUUUUAGAGAUAAAAAAGGGAGAAGUGCAUUUCACGUUGCGGCAUCUCGUGGCUAUCUUGAAGGUGUCAAGUGCUUCUUAGAGAGAGAUCCUCAAGUUGCUUUUCAAAGAGACAAUGAUGGACUCUUUCCCGUUCAUUUUGCAGCUUUAGGAGAUCAUGUUGACGUGGUUAAUGAGCUGCGACCCUAUUGCCUACAUCUUUCAGAGAUGCUUAACCAUAAUUACCAGAACGUUCUACAUUCUGCUGCAGACAAUGCUGGCUCCCGUGUAGUUUCAUAUGUUAUUAAAACUAAAGAGUUGGAGAAGCUCAUAAACCAGAAAGAUAAGGAUGGCUAUACUCCCUUGCACCUGGCCGCCAUCAAUCGUGAUCCAUUUUGUGCCAUUCUCUUGACAAGGGACAGAAGAGUGGAUAAGAACUCGCUCAACAAUAAAAACUGGACAGCACUCGAUGCUUGCAAUUAUCUCAACCAGCAAAAUUUCCGCAAGCACUUGACAGUAAUGAUACUAAAGAAGUCUGGAGUUAAACCAUCUCCAGUAAUGAUACUCAAGAAGUCUGGAGUUGAACCAUCUCCAACUGGGAAGCCAAUUGACGAAAAAGCAAACAGUUCUAAGAAAGAUAACGACAAAUUUAAGGACAUAUCAAAUGCACUUCUAGUGGUUUCAACCCUAGUCGCCACGGUCACCUUCGCAGCAGGUUUCACAGUGCCUGGAGGUUACAAUGACUCUGGCGAUGAACGGGGUAUUGCUAUUAUGUUGAGACGAGUCACUUUCCACGCAUUCCUUGUCUGCAACACAGUAGCCAUGUAUAGCUCCAUCAUUGCUACAGUGAUCUUCACUUGGGCGCAAUUAGGUGGGGAAAAUUUGGUCUCUUUUGCUUAUCAAUUAGCAUUGCCAUCGUUGGCACUUGCAUUAAAUAUGAUGUCCCUGGCCUAUAUUUUUGGUGUAUAUGUAGUGGUAAGUAAACUCAGUUGGCUUGCCAAACUUAUUUUGGGUGUGGGCUUGUGCUUCCAAUCGACUAUUGCGUUGUCAUUCCUUCUUCUGUGCUUCUCGUUCAUUGCUGACUGGAGUCUCACCGUACUCCUCAAGAUUUCUCCCUUGGACUCUCGUGCAAACUUGUCCUCUGAGUAGAUAUGUCUCUGUUUUGUGUUAUUGGGUUAAUGGUUAUUGAAUUGAAAGGUUCUUAUAGGCAAUCAAUCUCUGUUUUAUUGGUGCUAUUUUCAUUAUACUCUGUUUAUUGUGGCCAUCCUUGCAGUUCCAGUACUACAAUCUUACAUCAAAAGUAGCUUCCAAGCAAGACAUAAACAAA
Molecule: messenger RNA, 2319 nt
Organism: Tripterygium wilfordii
Lineage: Eukaryota; Viridiplantae; Streptophyta; Magnoliopsida; Celastrales; Celastraceae
Product: protein ACCELERATED CELL DEATH 6-like
Exons: 3
Coding region: 162-2141 (659 amino acids)
Cellular component (GO): plasma membrane
Molecular function (GO): protein phosphatase regulator activity; protein phosphatase 1 binding
Source: RefSeq, a predicted model, not a curated record